Molecule: messenger RNA, 2833 nt
Organism: Mandrillus leucophaeus (drill)
Lineage: Eukaryota; Metazoa; Chordata; Mammalia; Primates; Cercopithecidae
Gene: WBP11
Product: WW domain binding protein 11
Exons: 13
Coding region: 319-2244 (641 amino acids)
Biological process (GO): mRNA cis splicing, via spliceosome
Cellular component (GO): spliceosomal complex
Source: RefSeq, a predicted model, not a curated record
GGAGGGGCGCGAGGUUUCAAGAUGGCGGUAGCUCAGGGGUAGAGCGAGAGGCCGAGUUGAAGGCCCUUACGAAGUGAAAGAGGCCGGGAAUCGCCCCCUGCCCGCUUCUCGUAGUCCUGGGAGCACAGCAGAAGUUUGUGUUUUGAACUCUUGAGAGUCAAGCAUUAUAUCUGAAUUAAAUAUGCUUAAAUGAAUGAGUUUUUAGUGUCUUAGAAGUGUUGAGAAUGUACAGCAUACAUGCCAAGAAAAACCAUGGAGCGAGGCAAGGGUGAGGUUUUUCUUUUUUUAAUGAACAAGUAAACCAUACAAAUUGUCAACAUGGGACGGAGAUCUACAUCAUCCACCAAGAGUGGAAAAUUUAUGAACCCCACAGACCAAGCCCGAAAGGAAGCCCGGAAGAGAGAAUUAAAGAAGAACAAAAAACAGCGCAUGAUGGUUCGAGCUGCAGUUUUAAAGAUGAAGGAUCCAAAACAGAUAAUCCGAGACAUGGAGAAACUAGAUGAAAUGGAGUUUAACCCAGUGCAACAGCCACAAUUAAAUGAGAAAGUACUGAAAGACAAGCGUAAAAAACUGCGUGAAACCUUCGAACGUAUUCUACGACUCUAUGAAAAAGAGAAUCCAGAUAUUUACAAAGAAUUGAGAAAGCUAGAAGUAGAAUAUGAACAGAAGAGGGCUCAACUUAGCCAAUAUUUUGAUGCUGUCAAGAAUGCUCAGCAUGUGGAAGUGGAGAGUAUUCCUUUGCCGGAUAUGCCACAUGCUCCUUCCAACAUUUUGAUCCAGGACAUUCCACUUCCUGGUGCCCAGCCACCCUCUAUACUAAAGAAAACCUCAGCCUAUGGACCUCCAACUCGGGCAGUUUCUAUCCUUCCUCUUCUUGGACAUGGUGUUCCACGUUUGCCCCCUGGCAGAAAACCUCCUGGCCCUCCCCCUGGUCCACCUCCUCCUCAAGUCGUGCAGAUGUAUGGCCGUAAAGUGGGUUUUGCCCUAGAUCUUCCCCCUCGUAGGCGAGAUGAAGACAUGUUAUAUAGUCCUGAACUUGCCCAGCGAGGUCAUGAUGAUGAUAUUUCUAGCACCAGUGAAGAUGAUGGCUAUCCUGAGGACAUGGAUCAAGAUAAGCAUGAUGACAGUACUGAUGACAGUGACACCGACAAAUCAGAUGGAGAAAGUGACGGGGAUGAAUUUGUGCACCGUGAUGAUGGUGAGAGAGACAACAAUGAAGAAAAGAAGUCAGGUCUGAGUGUACGGUUUGCAGAUAUGCCUGGAAAAUCAAGGAAGAAAAAGAAGAACAUGAAGGAACUGACUCCUCUUCAAGCCAUGAUGCUUCGUAUGGCAGGUCAAGAAAUCCCUGAGGAGGGACGGGAAGUAGAGGAAUUUUCAGAGGACGAUGAUGAAGAUGAUUCUGAUGACUCUGAAGCAGAAAAGCAAUCACAAAAACAGCAUAAAGAGGAAUCCCAUUCUGAUGGCGCAUCCACUGCUUCUUCACAGCAGCAGGCUCCGCCGCAGUCUGUUCCUCCUUCUCAGAUACAAGCACCUCCCAUGCCAGGACCACCACCUCUUGGACCACCACCUGCUCCACCAUUACGGCCUCCUGGGCCACCUACAGGCCUCCCUCCUGGUCCACCUCCAGGAGCUCCUCCAUUCCUGAGACCACCUGGAAUGCCAGGACUCCGAGGGCCCUUACCCCGACUUUUACCUCCAGGACCACCACCAGGCCGACCCCCUGGCCCUCCCCCAGGUCCACCUCCAGGUCUGCCUCCUGGUCCCCCUCCUCGGGGACCCCCACCAAGGCUACCUCCCCCUGCACCUCCAGGCAUUCCUCCACCUCGUCCUGGCAUGAUGCGCCCACCUUUGGUGCCUCCCCUUGGACCUGCCCCCCCUGGGCUUUUCCCACCAGCUCCCUUGCCGAACCCUGGGGUUUUAAGUGCCCCACCCAACUUGAUUCAGCGACCCAAGGCGGAUGAUACGAGUGCAGCCACCAUUGAGAAGAAAGCCACAGCAACCAUCAGUGCCAAGCCACAGAUCACUAAUCCCAAGGCAGAGAUUACUCGAUUUGUGCCCACUGCACUGAGAGUACGUCGGGAGAAUAAAGGGGCUACUGCUGCUCCCCAGAGAAAGUCAGAGGAUGAUUCUGCUGUGCCUCUUGCCAAAGCAGCACCCAAAUCUGGUCCUUCUGUUCCUGUCUCAGUACAAACUAAGGAUGAUGUCUAUGAGGCUUUCAUGAAAGAGAUGGAAGGGCUACUGUGACAGCUUUUGAUGCCAGAACAGGCUUCUGUUCACAACAGUGGCCCAUGGAGAAAGAAGCUCUUAUUAAACUUAGAUGAAAGAGCUGCUUCCAUUGUCAGGGUAUUUUCUAAUUUCAGUUCAAGGAAUAUCCUAAAAUUUAGCCUUGUUCAGAAUUUACUGCACAUAAAAGAGGGUAUUUCAUCCAGAAUAGAUCAGUUAUUGAAGCAGUGCUGCUAACAUCCAUUCCCUUUCACACCACCAUUUUCAUCCUGUUUCUUCCCCUCCUCCAGUUCUUUGGAAAUUUGUGAUCACCGGGGGAUCUUAGUUGCUUAUUUGUUUUGACUCUCUUGUGUGCUGUGGGCACUGGAGUAGAGAUUUUUGAAAAAAACAGUUUAUUUCAUCUUGCCUUUUGUGUUUGAGUUAUUUUUAAUAUUUUCCUGUAAAUAUUUUGUAAUAUUUUACUUGUAAUGAAAUGGAUCACAAUGUCAUUUCCUAAUACAAGGCAGGAUGUGUGGGAAGAAAAUGUACAAUUAUUUGAUUAAAAUUAUUUCCCACUGACCUAAACUUUCAGUGAUUCGUGGGAAAAAUAAAUAAAUGUUCUACACCAAGA